Messenger RNA from Drosophila guanche, 3063 nucleotides. RefSeq lists its product as uncharacterized. Gene Ontology annotation, cellular component: neuron projection. NCBI's taxonomy places the organism in Eukaryota, Metazoa, Arthropoda, Insecta, Diptera, Drosophilidae. Gene Ontology annotation, biological process: G protein-coupled receptor signaling pathway. Bases 522 to 1202 code for a protein of 226 amino acids. The transcript is spliced from 6 exons. The record is from RefSeq and is a predicted model, not a curated record.
UCGAGUCGAGAGCACACACCCUCCGAGAGCAGUGCGCGCAUGUCAGCCAAGUUUCGUAUUCGAGUCGAGUCGGGGCACCACAUGGCGUAUACGUGUUGCGGGCCAUUUAAACGGGUGCACUGAGUCCAUUAUGGUCACUGGGCGAAGGGAAAUCCGCGGCAGAGCUCUGUAACCAGACCAGAUGUUUCAAUUCUAGAACUGCCCGAGUCUCUGCUCGAUCAGCAUGUGAACAACCAUCUCCACUUCAGGAGAAAUUCAAUAUGGUCAUUGGCUCACGUGAUAUGAUUUGAAUAGAGGCCGGCUAAGUGCAAAAAGCUGCAAUUGGCAAUUUGCAUGUUGUGUGGCUUGCGUUGAUGGAUUUUCUCUAAGUCGCCACGAAAAAUAAGGCCACUAUUCGAUUGAAUGCAGAAGAGGCAGCAGGAGCAGCAGCAUCAGAAACAGCCACCGCAUCAACCAACAGCAAGUGCAAUAUCUGUAGCAGCUGGAGAAACAAGAGAAGCAACAACCGCAACAAGAACAACAUGUUGACAACACACCAUCUGCAUCACCUGCACCAUCAUCGAGGCAGCACCGCCGUGGAAUUGGACAAGAUCACGAAUCUAAAUACGCUCAUCGUGGAGAUCAACAGCCAUGUGGCACUGUUCCGUGAUAUGCUGAUACACGUGGGGCAGGCCAAGGAUUGCCCCGAGCUGCGCGAAAAGAUACGCAAACUGCGUCGCACCUGCGUGGAAGCAUUCAAGCACACCGCCCAGAUACUCCUGCCGCAGGUCAAGAGCGCCAUGGCUGAUGGCAUACUCACCGACAACCCGCACUUGGUGCUGGUGUUCUACAUGGCCCAGUUAUUCCUACGUGAACUUGUGAAAAGUUAUCGUCUCAUACAGGUCGUGCCAAUGGAUAUGUCGGGCUAUUAUGAGAACCGCGCGGGGCCCUCUAAUCUGGGGAAUGUCAUAAGCCAAAUAUUGUUGUGCAAACAAUUUACGCCCGACUUCAAUGAGGAGGAAUUGUGCAGCAUCACCAAAGACUCUCAGGACAUUGCCGUUCUGCUCUCCGAGCUGCAGGAGUACAUGCCACAACAUGAGGCAUAUUUGGAAAGGAACGCAGCCCUGGACACCACUGGACCCUGGCAGGCCAAGAGGCGCCAGAACUAUAUUUGCAAGAACAUGAGUCUACUGUGCUGUGUCUCUAGGCCCAACUAUCUCUGAGAGCAGGCCGAUAGUGUUUAAGCUCCAGAAAUGGUUGGCAAAACACACACAGACACACUCAUUCACUACCUAUAUCAAUUACUAAAUUAAGAAUUAAGAUAUAUUCGUACUUUCCAGUAUAACAUGUUAUAGAAGGAGGUAUAAACCUCUAGAAGGAGAAGAAAGAGAGCCAGAAAAAUGUAUAAAUGAGAUGUUCUAGAAGAGUCACUGAAAUCCAUAGAGAAAGUUCAAAAUGGGAAAUCUACCCAAAGAAGAAUCCGUACAAAAAAGUACCAAACAAAUAGAAAAGUUCUAGAAGCGAGCCAGAAUGAAAACAAGAAGAACAGAGGAAUAGGAAACCCAAUUAUCAUUGUAUUAUAAUCAAAAGAAAUGCAAAGGAUGCAAUGUUUAUCUUCAUGUGUAUAACCAAAGUUAAUUAUGCUGCAUAUACAAUAUUAAUAUAAAACGAAUUAUAGAACAAAAGAUAGAGCAUAAAUAUGUAGAGAAUUUCAACUAUUAGAGUUCAGCAAAACAUUUAUGGAGAAUGUAAGUUGGAUAUGAAGCCAGUUAAGACUUUUUAGGCCUGUAAAUUAUAGUCACUGUAUAGACACGCAUUAUUUAUGAUAUACUAAAGUUAUCUAAAUACAUAAAUCCUUGAGUUAACAUUACGAUUAGGCUGAGGUCGAGGAGGAUUUGGUGCUGGGAGCAAGGCAGUUAGGUUGUAGUUCCAUAUGAAUGUAGCCUUCGUAAUUAAGUUAAAGCCUCGCCAGGCAAGUGCUAAAACAAAAGCAAUAAAACACAUUCUUGUUAGAUCAAACACAUAAACACACUCCUUAACAAAUAUGUAUAAAUAUAUACGAAAUGUCUCUAGGUUUCCGUCUGUUCAUUUCAGGGUUUUCACAGCACAGUACCUAAAAAAACAAACACAAACAAAAAACGAACAACAAACGAGCAACAUGUGACCAAUGAAAAACAACUAAACAAAGGAAGAACAAUCUAUUUAAAACUAUGGUUUAUUCAAUCAAAAAUAACAUUAAAUAAGUAUAACACCAAAAUCCCGAAUAAACAAAUGAGCAAACAAUGAAUUUCAAUCAAACAAAGUUUUUGUACAUUUUGAUUAAACAAAAUUAGGUUCGGUUCCCGAAAAAGUUAGAAAUAAUCACAGCAUGUUUUUUCAAGUAGUCACAAAAUCAAAUGAAAUAGUUUUAUGAGUCAAUUAGUAAUGUUUUGUGGAGGACUUACAGAUAAGUUAUGCCGUUUUCCUGGUCGCCACCAUAUAGUUAAGCAGAUUUUUUCCUUUCCCCAACACAAAUGUAACACAUUUAUUUUCAUUAAGCUGACUCAACGAAAUGCUGCUUGUAAUAAUAAUAUACAGCAAUUGGUUGAAAAUUAAUUUAUUGCAGCGUCGAAAUGAAUAAUUAUAUGUUUAUUGUGUUGGGAUAAAUUGAAAUGCCCUUAAAUUAUGCAUUUUAAUUUUUGUUUUACAAAUUAAAAUAUGCUUUUAAGAACCGUACAAACUCGGUUUAAUUUUAAAAAUUCAUAUGGUAUCGUGGUUAAAAAAAUGUAAAGCAAAAUUAAAAGCAUGCGAAUGCAUACAUAAAUAUUUCAUGGUAAAGUUUUCAAUUUUGUUUGGUAUGUUCUGCAUUCUUAAUGCCACAUUAACUGAACGAUAUACAACUUUUUGUUAGCUUCAGUAUUGUAAAUCAAUUUAGCGGACAAACAAAAACAAAAUAAUCCAUCAUGGGCCGCGCGACAGCAGACAAUGGAAUUGUAAAAGUCUGUAAGAACCCCCGAAACACAAUGAGACAAGUGCAUGGCAAAUAUUUGUAAAAUGUUUGAGCUCAACAAUGGAUAUAUACAUACAUACAUAUAUACUACUGCA